Messenger RNA from Manihot esculenta (cassava), 2608 nucleotides. RefSeq names its product probable 1-deoxy-D-xylulose-5-phosphate synthase 2, chloroplastic. The transcript has 9 exons. Gene Ontology annotation, molecular function: 1-deoxy-D-xylulose-5-phosphate synthase activity. Gene Ontology annotation, biological process: terpenoid biosynthetic process. Bases 203 to 2389 code for a protein of 728 amino acids. Lineage: Eukaryota; Viridiplantae; Streptophyta; Magnoliopsida; Malpighiales; Euphorbiaceae. The record is from RefSeq and is a predicted model, not a curated record.
AGUUGUUCCUUCUUGACUGACUCUUCAAGCACUGAAACUUUUCCUAUAUAAGCACCACCCCAGUCUCUCCUUCGCACUCAGGCUCUCUCUUCUCUAGCUAAUUCCGAGCUCUAUUGCUUUAGCUACUUCUUCUUCUUCUAAAGCUUUAGCUGCUCCCAAUUACUUGAAGUUUUUAUAUUCUGCAAGCAACCCAGAAAAACAAAUGGCUGCUUCUUCAGUUCUCAGAUCAAGCUUUCUUCUUCCUUGUGCUUAUAUUCAAGAUACCCAUUCUUUCUCUACCCAGCUGCUGCCUCAUAAACCCACCAACACCAAGCGAAAGCUCCGUGGAACUGUAGUAGCUGCCUUGGACAAUAAUGCAAGAGAUGAUAAUGGUGCCAUGGUUAUAAGAGAAAACGAGACAAACCAGAGAAGAUCUCUUAACUUCUCUGGAACUAAACCAUCUACACCAAUCCUUGAUACUGUUAACUUUCCCAUUCACAUGAAAAAUCUUUCUGUUCAGGAGCUUGAGGUAUUGUCUGAUGAACUGCGAGAAGAGAUAGUUUAUACAAUUUCAAAGACUGGAGGGCACUUGAGUUCAAGCUUAGGAGUUGCAGAAUUAACGGUAUCACUUCACCAUGUAUUUAACACUCCUGAAGACAAAAUCAUCUGGGAUGUUGGCCAUCAGGCCUACCCACAUAAGAUUUUAACAGGCAGGAGAUCAAGAAUGCACACAAUUCGACAAACUUCUGGGCUUGCAGGGUUCCCAAAGAGGGAUGAAAGCGAACAUGAUGCCUUUGGAGCUGGACAUAGUUCUACAAGCAUUUCAGCUGGGCUAGGUAUGGCAAUUGGCAGAGACUUGGUGGGGAAAAAGAAUCAUGUAAUUGCAGUUAUAGGUGAUGGUGCUAUGACGGCAGGACAGGCAUACGAGGCAAUGAACAAUGCAGGAUAUCUUGAUUCGAAUCUUAUUAUAAUCUUGAAUGAUAACAAGCAAGUUUCUUUGCCUACUGCUACUGUGGAUGGCCCUGCACCUCCUGUUGGUGCUCUGAGCAAAGCCUUAACUCAGCUACAAUCAAGUAGGAAGCUUCGCCAGUUGCGUGAAGCUGCAAAGGGCAUCACAAAGCAAAUUGGAGGUCAAACACAUGAGGUUGCAGCUAAAGUUGAUUCCAUUGUUAGAGGAAUGGCUGCUGGUUCUGGGGCCAGCUUAUUUGAAGAGCUAGGACUCUACUAUAUCGGUCCAGUUGAUGGCCACAGCGUGGAGGACCUUGUAACUAUAUUAAAGAAGGUCAAGUCAUUACCUGCACCAGGACCUGUACUUAUCCAUGUGAUCACUGAGAAAGGGAAGGGUUAUGCUCCAGCUGAAAUAGCUGCUGAUAAAAUGCAUGGUGUUGUGAAAUUUGAUCCAACCUCUGGGAAACAAUUGAAGUCCAAAUCAAGCACUCGUUCCUACACUCAAUACUUUGCAGAGUCUUUGAUUGCUGAAGCAGAGAGAGACGAUAAAGUCGUAGCCAUCCAUGCUGCUAUGGGAGGAGGCACAGGGCUUAAUUUGUUCCAAAAACACUUCCCAGAUAGAUGUUUUGAUGUUGGGAUAGCAGAACAACAUGCUGUUACCUUUGCUGCUGGUCUAGCAACUGAAGGCCUAAAACCUUUCUGUGCUAUUUACUCUUCUUUCCUUCAAAGAGGUUAUGAUCAGGUGGUACAUGAUGUGGACCUUCAAAAGCUUCCAGUUAGAUUUGCAAUAGACAGGGCUGGCCUAGUUGGUGCAGAUGGUCCAACCCAUUGUGGAGCCUUUGAUGUUACUUACAUGGCUUGUUUACCUAACAUGGUAGUCAUGGCUCCUUCUGAUGAGACUGAACUGAUGCACAUGGUGGCUACAGCGGCAGCCAUCGAUGACCGCCCCAGUUGCUUUAGGUAUCCUCGAGGAAAUGGAAUUGGUAAAACUCUUCCACCAAACAACAAGGGGACACCUUUAGAGGUUGGUAAAGGAAGAAUUCUAAAGCAGGGGAGCAGAGUUGCUAUUCUGGGUUAUGGAACAAUAGUACAAAAUUGCUUGGCCGCAGCUGAGCUUCUGAAUAAAUUUGGCAUCUCAGCAACAGUGGCUGAUGCCAGAUUCUGCAAACCUCUUGAUGGGGAGUUGAUUAGGCAGCUAGCUAAAGAACAUGAGAUACUCAUCACUGCUGAAGAAGGAUCCAUAGGAGGAUUUGGUUCUCAUGUUGCUCAUUUCUUGUGCUUAAACGGAUUAUUAGACGGAAAUCUUAAGCUGAGGCCUAUGGUGCUUCCUGAUAGAUAUAUCGACCAUGGAUCUCAAGCAGACCAGAUGGAAGAGGCAGGACUCGGUUCAAAGCAUAUCGCAGCCACAGCUAUGUCAUUAAUAGGAGAGAAAAAAGAUAGCCUUCACCUGCUAAACUUAUGAGCCAAAAACACUUGUUCAAGUGUAAAAUCUAUAGCUUAUAGCAAAUGGGUCGUCCUCUUCAUUGAUUACUUUUGUAUAUGAAAGAAAGAAGAGUGCUCUCUAUGCAUAAAUAAGUUGAUAUUUGUACUGCAAUUUAAGCAAAACUAGGCAGGAAGAAAAGAAGCUUUCCUUGCAUGUAUUGAAUUCCAUUGUUUAAUUUCAUUAACAAAUUCCCAGCAA